This is a messenger RNA of Saccharomycopsis crataegensis, 480 nucleotides long. RefSeq lists its product as uncharacterized. The record is from RefSeq and is a predicted model, not a curated record. Lineage: Eukaryota; Fungi; Ascomycota; Saccharomycetes; Ascoideales; Saccharomycopsidaceae. The transcript has a single exon. The coding region runs from base 1 to 480 and encodes 159 amino acids.
AUGUAUUGCAAUUACUACAGUGGCUACAUGGCAAUAAUUCUUUAUAUAAUUGGUGGUUCAUUGGGUGAUGUUUUUGCGCUGGAGGAUAUUCAUGACGGAAACCACAAUACCGAUGAUUUGAGCACACAGGAAGAUUUGAAACCUGAGAGUACCACCAUGGUUCAAAAAAUUCGGAGUCAAUAUCAGAAAUUGUAUCAUAAUACCUCGCCAGUUAAUGCAAGCGUUUCUCAAUCGAAAAAUUCAACUGAUCUUCAUGAGUCCCAAAACAAUCUGCUUGAUUCAUCUUCCGAGAUGAAUCAUGAUGAAGAAUAUGUAGCAAAUGAAAACUCUGAAAGUAAUAGCUGUGAUCCUCAAAAUCCAAAUGACUUGAUUGUUCCAGCCGGUACUGAUUUGAAUUCCAUGGCAAUAAAUUAUAUCAAUGAUAGCGAAAAUGAAAUUGAGGCUUUAGCAUCGAGAGCUGCAGAAUUGAACCAGAAAUGA